This is a messenger RNA of Fonsecaea pedrosoi CBS 271.37, 1509 nucleotides long. RefSeq lists its product as uncharacterized. The coding region runs from base 1 to 1509 and encodes 502 amino acids. Gene Ontology annotation, biological process: DNA-templated transcription; regulation of transcription by RNA polymerase II. Gene Ontology annotation, cellular component: nucleus. Lineage: Eukaryota; Fungi; Ascomycota; Eurotiomycetes; Chaetothyriales; Herpotrichiellaceae. Gene Ontology annotation, molecular function: RNA polymerase II cis-regulatory region sequence-specific DNA binding; DNA-binding transcription activator activity, RNA polymerase II-specific; zinc ion binding. The transcript has 2 exons. The record is from RefSeq and is a predicted model, not a curated record.
AUGGUACACUUGUACCUUGCUUACUUCGAGUCUGUGUUUCGCAUCUUACAUAUUCCCUCUUUCUGGAUCGAAUACGAGCAAUAUUGGAGCGCUCCCACGGAGGCUGAUACCAUUACUCAACUCAAGAUCCAGCUAGUUGCCGCCAUCGGAACUGUCGUUACCCAAGAUGCUACCAAAACGACAGGCAUCUAUUCCACGGCGUGUCAGUGGCUAUAUGCCGCUCAGGACUGGCUGGCUGGACCCAUGAAAAAGAACCGCAUCAGUAUCGGUAGUCUGCAGAUUCAGUGCUUGCUGAUCCUGGCUCGACAGGCUCUUUCUGUUGGGGGAGAUGUCGUUUGGAUAUCGAUGGGCACUGUCGUUCGGACCGCGAUGCAAAUGGGUCUACACCGUGAUCCGAAACAUUUCAAGAGUAUUGGCAUUCUUGAAAGCGAGGUUCGUCGAAGACUCUGGGCGACCAUCCUGGAGCUGGAUAUCCAGUCAGCCUUGGACGCCGGAGUACCACCUACUCUCUCAGUACAUGAUUUUGACACAGGGCCUCCCUCCAACAUCAACGACAAGGAUAUUGAUGAGCAAACCGAGGCUCUCCAGGAACAUCCCACAACGACGGCGACUGAUUCAUCACUACAGCGAUUCCUCCUCCAGGCUCUCCGUCCAAGGUUAGAAGUUGCCCGUCGCAUGAACGGGCUAGUACCCGCGGUUUCCGAGACAUCGUACAAAGAAUUCUGCACUCUGACGACCACGAUCAUCAGCGCCUGCCGGGCCUGUAGCUCGCAUAUACCCAGGACGAGCAGCUUGGACGCAGCCUCGUUCCACCACCACCUCGCAGACCUCCUUCUCCGCCGCUUCAUACUCCAUCUUCAUCGGCCCCUUGCUAGCCGAGCCCGAAGUAACCCACUGUACUAUUUCUCGAGGAAAAUGAGCCUGGAUGCCGCCAUGGCUAUCCUCACCCCGGUCCCCAAGAACCCUGAAUUCGCGCGUCUCGUGCUAGUCGGGGCGGGUAUGUUCAAGAACCGCAUGAUCCACGCGUCCCUGGCCGUGGCGUCGGAAUUGCUCAUGGAUGUUGAGGAGCAAAGCCCGCUGGAAUAUCCCACGCCCUCACGGGAAUCCUCGGCCUAUCGAAAGAUGUUGACGGACGCGUUGCAAGAGGCGCUGCGGCAGUCUACCGAGCGGAUCCGUCUCGGGGAGACGAAUGUCAAGCUACGUAUGAAGCUGAGUAUGGCUCUGCGCCAGGCGGAGGUGGCAGCAUACGAGACCUCGUCAUCGAUGCAGCAGUUGGCCCAAGUCGCCAAGGAGAGCCUGGAGUUUUCAUACGCGAUCAUCCAGGAGCGGGCAACAGCUCAAGGAGUUGACAUUGAAGCUGGAGGACGGAGCGGAAUGUCCGAGAACGUUGACCAGGAUGACUUCGACCCAGAGCACUUCUCGCUCGACCCGAACUUUAGCUUGGACGACCUCUUCUUCCUUCCUACAGAUCUAGAUGUGAAUGGUGUAGCAAGGCUUCCUCAAAUGUAA